Messenger RNA from Zootoca vivipara (common lizard), 10751 nucleotides. RefSeq names its product tensin 2 (gene TNS2). The record is from RefSeq and is a predicted model, not a curated record. Gene Ontology annotation, molecular function: protein tyrosine phosphatase activity; protein binding. Gene Ontology annotation, biological process: peptidyl-tyrosine dephosphorylation. Lineage: Eukaryota; Metazoa; Chordata; Lepidosauria; Squamata; Lacertidae. Gene Ontology annotation, cellular component: focal adhesion.
CCCCCUCCCCCCCAAAAAAGAAAACUCAUGUUUUACCGCUGAAUCAGAGCAAAUGUCAAUCCAUAGAAAACCCAAGGGCCAUUUGCUCCAAUUCAGCAGUAAUACAUAGUUCAGGCAUGUCCAACAGGUAGAUCACUGGAUGUCUGCGGUAGAGCACUGGUAGAUCACUGGCUCCCCCCAAAGAAGCUGAACAACUGUGGCUCCCCUAAAAAAAAGCCUCAACAUUUUACCUCCUCCCUGAAAAAACUCAACAACUUUGACCCAACCCCCCCCCCAAUGGGCCUUCCUCCUUCCUAAAAAAACCUCAACAACUUUGACCUGAUCACUGCCACUUUUUAAACUCUGUGAAUAGAUCGCAGUCUCUUGGGAGUUGGCCACCCCUGACAUAGGUCUUCCUGGAGAAAGUGCCAGGAUCCACAUCCACACACACACACACACAACCAAAACUACAAACAAACCUUUUUGGACAUGGAACUUUAAAGCCCUGACCUGACCCUAGAAAUGUGACACAAAAUGCAGUCUGGGUAAGUCCAUAGUCUGGAAAGCAUGUGGGUGUCACAGUGACAUAGAGAGAUACUGUGACAGUCCCUUCCAACCCACACCCCAUUGGUGGGACCCCUGGCAUAGAAUUCGGCUCAAAACUUCAUCCGCUCUUGCUCUACCACAGCAGGUGAUGCCCCAAAUGAGCCUGACUCAUUUCCCUCUUCGCUGGUGUGACAGCUGCUAAUUCAGUGGUGGUUUGGGGUGAAUUUGGAAUGCAAUCCUUGCUUUGCCACAGGCUUGGCUUUGAACCUUGGGCAUGGUUAAACUUGGAUGUGUUUUUUCUAUAGGAUGCGUCAUGCUAGAAUUUGGGACAAAAUAUAAUUCCGCUAUUACUUUUUUUCUUUUGUUUGCUGUUUGUUAUCCAGGGUUGGCUACGAAUAACACCCUGAAUUUAUAGCUCCAUUUCAAACUGGUGUUUGUGUGUUUCAUUAGGAAACUUGAAAGGAGGAAAUGGACUGGAGCUACAUGGAUGCAAGCUUCUGGUGUGCCAAGAGGGUGCCAUUUGUUUAUUGGAGGUCCGUGGCACUGCGCUUCUAAAUAAAAAGUUGUGAAUGCCUUGGGUGUCCCCCCCCCACCUGCCUCUCCCCUGCAUUGUGACCAAAUCAUCUGUGCAAUACUGGCUGCAUCCGUUUGACCCAGUUCCAUGGCAGAAGCUCAGCUUCCUCAAGGCAGCUCUGGUCUGACUCACUUUAACACCCACCCACUGUUGAAAGAGGCCAGCAAAGAGCCUUGGAAACAUGGAAAAGGCAGACUCUCUCUUCUCUGGACAGUGUCUGGUCAGCAGUGUUCUGCCCAGAGAGGAAAAACAAAAGGAGAGAACAGAACUCUUUGCUUUCCCAGUGGGGUAUUGUAGUACUGUAGUUUCUAAAGUAAAAACCCCUCCGUAUUAUGUGGCUAUCGCUUCGCUAUAUGGUACAUUUCCACAUGGCCCAUAGCUAAACUAUGGAAUUUGUUGUGAUGGCCACUGACUUGGAUGGUUUUAAAAAAGAAGUAGGCAAUUUCAUGCUGGAUUUUUCGAUCAAUGGCCUCUAGUCACAAUGGCUUUGUUCUACCUCCCCUGUCAGAAGUGGAGGAUAAUUCUCUUGUCCUCAUAUCUUGCAUAAGGGCUUCUCAUCAGAGUAUCUGGUUGGCCACUGUGAGAACAAGAUUUCUGAUCCAGCGGAGCUUGUCUUAUAUUCUUACUGUUUAGCUAUCCAUUACUUAUGGCUGAAUGCUUCAGUAUCUUACAAGCAUCUCAGCUAAGGCUUAUCCAGCAGCAUUAUAGAGUGCCUCUGAGGAGCACUCUAUUGACAGGCUUUGUGGAGACAAGAGUCAAUGCUGAGGCAACAGCACUUGGUCUUUGGGACAGCUGGAGUGCACAGGCCUAGCACCUUCUGGACUGUGAGUUGAAUCUCCCUUCAACACUGUAAAGGGCAUAGUGUAAGCCAGGGGUCCCCAAACUAAGGCCCGGGGGCCGGAUGCGGCCCAAUCGCCUUCUAAAUCCGGCCCGCGGACGGUCUGGGAAUCGGCAUGUUUUUACAUGAGUAGAAUGCGUCCUUUUAUUUAAAAUGCAUCUCUGGGUUAUUUGUGUGGCAUAGGAAUUCGUUCAUAUUUCCCCCCAAAAAAUAUAGUCCGCCCCCCCCCCACAAGGUCUGAGGGACAGUGGACCGGCCCCCUGCUGAAAAAGUUUGCUGACCCCUGGUGUAAGCCUUGGGCUAGGGGCAUUCCAGCCCUCCCAAGGAGCAAACCGAUGCCUUCAGAUCAGAACCUGUUGGAUAGCUCCACACUGUGGCGUGUUUGCCUCUGGUUGCAUCUGCACUAUACAUUUAAAACACCUUUCCCCCUCCCCCACCAAAAAAUUCAUGGGAACUAUAAUUUGUUACAGGUGCUGGGAGUUGUAGCUCUGUGAGGGAUCAACUACAGCUCCCACAAUUCUUUGUGCUUUAUAUGUAUGGGGUGCUUUGUAGCCUCUGCCCCUUUUGAGUUCUCUGCCAGACUUUUUCCAAUCCCUGGCUUCAAGGGGUGACCUGGGCUCCCCUGUUUCUCUGCCAGGCCCAGCUGUCCCUCCUUCCCGGUCCAUCCUUUUCCAUUACCUCCACGCAAAGGGAAGGAGCUAUUGUGUGGCAGGAAACAGCAGCUCCCUGCCUGCCUGCCUGCCUGAUCUCGCAGCCCAGCCUUGGCUCCUGCCUCAUUGUUUCCAGCUCCACAUCCUCCUCUUUCGCACACUCCCAAGGGCUGAGCUGGUUUGGGAAGCUGGAUAAAGCAGAUCCGCCACAGCCACUGAUGCCAUGAGUCGGGGCAGGCCCCUGUGCCUCUUAUGUGGAUUUGUACUCAGCAAUGCCAACCUGACAGUGUUUCCAAGGCAAUUGUGGGAUUAAUGUGCCGUCACCAUCAUCUGUAACCAUGAAGCCCCGAAACACCAUGGACACUCUUCUGAGAGUGCUGGGAAGAAGAGAGAGCACCCGAGUACCAAGUGGCCGCUGGCCUGGGAAGGUGUCCGAGCCUCACGCCUUCAAAGAGAAAGUAUUCAAGAAGAAGAAAAAAGCCUGUGUUGUGUGCAAGGAAUCCAUUGAGACCCAGGGUCUUGUUUGUAAAGUGUGCAAAGUGGCAAGCCACAAGAAAUGUGAAGCCAAGGUAGCGUCAUCCUGCCAGCCCCUCCCUCUUCCUGAACUGAGGAGGAAUACAGCUCCAGUCCGGCGUAUUGAGCAUUUGGGCUCUACCAAGUCCCUCAACACUGCUAAGCAACGGAACACGCUACCCAGGAGUUUCAGCCUAGACCACGUGAUGGAACGCAAGUAUGACUUUGACCUCACCUACAUCACUGAGCGCAUCAUCUCUGUCUUCUUCCCCCUGGCCUUGGAGGAGCAGCGUUACCGUGGCAACCUUCGGGAGGUGGCCCAGAUGCUAAAAUCCAAGCAUGAGGACAAGUACAUGCUCCUCAACCUGUCAGAGAAGCGGCAUGACAUCAUCAGGCUGAACCCCAAGGUGCAAGACUUUGGCUGGCCAGACCUCCACGCCCCACCUUUGGACAAAACCUGCACCAUCUGCAAAGCGAUGGAGACCUGGCUGAACUCAGACCCACAGCACGUGGUUGUGCUACACUGCAAGGGCAAUAAGGGCAAGACUGGCGUGAUCGUAGCAGCCUAUAUGUACUACAGCAAAAUCUCUGCAAGUGCAGACCAGGCCCUCAGCACACUGACCAUGCGCAAGUUCUGCGAGGACAAGGUGGCUGCUUCGCUGCAACCCUCCCAGAAGAGGUAUAUCCAGUAUUUUAGUGGGCUACUCUCAGGCACAAUCAAGAUGAACAGCAACACCCUGUUUCUGCACCAUGUUCUUCUCCCGGCUAUCCCUACCUUUGGAGCUGGAGGAGGUUAUCAACCCUUCUUGAAGAUUUACCAGUCCAUGCAGCUGGUAUACACGUCUGGGAUCUACAGUCUUCAUGGUUCUGGUGGAACUCAGAAGCUCUGCAUCAGCCUGGAGCCAGCCUUGCUCUUGAAAGGAGAUAUCAUGGUGAAAUGUUACCAUAAGCAGCUCCAGGGCACCGAGCGUGAUGUUGUGUUCCGCGUCCAGUUCCACACCUGCACCAUCCACAGCACCCAACUGUGGUUUAGUAAAGAUGAGCUGGAUGAAGCCUGGAGAGAUGAACGGUUCCCAUUUGAAGCGAGUGUGGAGUUUGUCUUCUCUUCCAGCCCUGAGAAAAUUAAAGGCCGUGAGACCUACAGGAACAAUGCUGCUGUUGCAGUAGAUUACAACAUCUCCGAUCCCAUAGUGCGCUGGGACUCCUAUGAAAACUUCAACCUGCACCAUGAGGACAGCCUGGAAGAUGUCUUGCACACCCGGGGCCCUCUUGACGGAAGCCUCUAUGCCCGGAUCAAGAAGAAAGGUGACCUGAGCAGCUUCUCCUCCUCUACCAAUGGCAGCCCCAGCGGACCAGAGUCCCCUCCGCAGCAAGGUGGGCGCUUCCUGUCCAUCAGCAGCGACUCAGGACACUCCUCCCUGCUGACCGAGAAGGCGGAUGAGAGCACGCCACUGUCUAGGCCACAGCCCACAGCUGCCGAGAAGGAGGAGCUAGACCGGCUCUUGGGGGGGUUUGGUGUCCAGCCUCGGCAACCGAGUGAAGGGAGCUGUCCCCAUGCCAUUUCCCCUUCUCCUACCAAAGAGAGAGAAACUGCCAUUUUGGAAGAUGAGCUCUCAGACCCAGGUCAGCCAGGAAUCCACUUUUCCUACCCAGCUCAGCGCUCUGGCUUGGCCCGCCAUUGUUCCUGCCGCCUUGCUUACCGUUCCCGCAGCCCUGAGAGGCCUCCCAACAUGGUCUACUACAGACCAGAUGGGACUCUGGAGUGGAGGCAGCCCCUCUAUAAUGGUGGGCCCUCUCAUGCGCACCCGGAGGGGUAUGAAGAGAAACGGCGGGUGUUCCGCUCCCUGUCCGAGGGCAUACAGUCGCCCCACACCUACCCCUUUGGCCAUGAGACACUGCCACCUCACAGCCCCAGCCGGCGGGAGCAGGAGGAGCUGCUCAUCUUGGAGGACCCACCCACUUUCUUAUGCCCCUGCCAAGAUUGCCAAGAGGUGGCUCGUGAAGAGGCAAGGUUGCCCACCGCUGCUUUCUACAGCCUCCGCCUGGACCGGGACUCUGAUCUGUGGGGGGUGGAAAACGCAAGGCCGUCUCUGCUUCAUCACCCGCUCCACCGGGAAGGGCAGCCUGUGCCCCUUCUAAUGCCUGCUACCUAUGGGCACCACCCUGUGCCCCAUGGGCAACACCAAACCUUUAACUUUGAGCCCAAGGUGGUGGCAGGUCACAUAGGUCACGCUUACCCAGCCCACCAGAGGCCCAAAGUGAUGGAAGAGAAUGCUGAGGCUUUUCCUUACCCCCGCUAUGGCCCCCCUUACCCUCCAGGGCCACCCUACCCCUACGGCCGGGGCCCAGCCAAGUCCUGCCUUGUCUCUGGGUACUCUGGGUCUCCCCACUCCGGCUCCAUUUCGCCAACCAGCCCCCUGUAUCCACCAACCAGGAAGCAAGGAUAUGAGCCCCCGGAGAGCAGCGAUGAAUUCCUCCCGCCAGCACCUGUGGAAAGGCAACGUGGGAUGCAAGACGGCAGGGACGGCAUGAUGCUCUGGCAUGACAGCCCCAUCUCCCUUCAGCACCAUCGCCAGGAGAUACUGGCUCACUGUGCAGACACCUCUGGCUCUCCCACGUCCUUCCACACCAGCAGUCCAGUAUUCAGCAGUGACAGCCCUGGCACCUUCAAGCACAGCAACAAGGCCACCAACCCCCCUGAAAACAUGCUGCGGCUGAGCCCCGAAGAGCUGGCUUCUCCUAGCUGGAAAAGAGGCCCAGAGAAGAUUGGUUCUUCAAGCAGCCCCACACAGAUGCUCACCCCAAUGCAGGCCUUCACACACCUCCCAACUUUCCGCCCGCAGGCCAAUGGGACUUCUCUGAGACCAGGCCUCCAAGCGCCACAGCUGUGCUCCCGCACCCACUGCUCCUCCAGCCCUCCACACAUCACCCCCUCACCCACAGCCAAACAUGGCGUCCCGGCAGAGGACCAGCCACACCAGAACGGUUCGGCGAGGUCUAGCCUCCAGGCCAUGACAGUCUCCUGCGAAUCGUCUGCCGAGGGAGCCUCGCGGCCUCAGCUAAGCCCCGUCAUGGAGAGACCGGCCCCAAGGAGCAGCUUACGGGUUCCUUGCUACAGCCAGCCUCCUCCCGGCUGCAGAAGUGUGUCCAGUGCUCCAGCCUCACCUCAGAUCCCAGCAGCCUACAAUGGGCAGCUGCACUGUGAGAGAAAUGAGGCUGAGGUGAGCUCCCUUCUCCGGUGCCCCAACAGCAGCCCCUCUCUCGGGCCCUACCCAGUCAGUGUCCAGCUGCCAGCCCCUGGCUAUGGUUCCGCAGACAUACAAGGCUCGCCCACCCCGGCCUUUCCCAUUGCAACAGCCUACUACACGGGCGCAGAGAGCAGCCUCUCCGAACGGGAUCCACUCUGCGAGCCACAGCAGCCCCCACUGCCUGAAAAGCAUCACAUACCGGCAGCCAGGAACUGGGAGAGGAGCUCACCGCCUGGCCGUAGCCCUGGCUCCGCUCACCACGUCACCUUUGCACCUGGCAUACCUGAUGGCAACACACCUGGCCCAGCUAACAGCUCUGUUCUUAGAACAGAUUCACAGCAAGAGAACCAAGUUAGCGUCAAAUUUGUCCAAGACACAUCAAAGUUCUGGUACAAGCCUCAUUUGUCCCGGGAUCAAGCCAUUGCCCUUCUGAAGGACAAGGAGCCUGGGACGUUCCUCAUUCGGGACAGUAAUUCCUUCCAGGGGGCCUACGGCCUGGCUCUGAAAGUGGCAACACCUCCACCCAACAGCAUCAACCACUCCACCAAAGGCGACCCUGCGGAACAGUUGGUGCGUCACUUCCUGAUUGAGACAGGACCUAAGGGUGUGAAGAUCAAAGGCUGCAACAAUGAGCCCCAUUUUGGCAGCUUGCCAGCCCUGGUGUCCCAGCACUCCAUCACCCCCAUCUCCUUGCCUUGCCGUCUCCGUAUCCCAAGCAAAGAUCUUGUGGAGGAGAGCACAGAGCUGGCUGUCCCCACCAACAUGAGCACAGCUGCUGAUCUGCUGAAACAGGGAGCAGCCUGCAGUGUGCUGUACCUGAGCUCUGUGGAAACAGAGUCCCUGACAGGUCCACAGGCUGUGGCCAAGGCAGCCACCAGCACCCUGAGUGCCACUCCCCGUGCUUCUGCCUGUGUCGUGCACUUCAAGGUGUCAGCCCAGGGCAUCACGCUCACAGACAACCAGAGAAAGCUGUUUUUCCGGCGCCAUUAUCCUGUCAGCAGCGUCACUUUCUGUAGCACAGAUCCUCAGGACCGCAGGUGGGCUAACCCAGAUGGCACCACAUCCAAGAUCUUUGGCUUUGUGGCCAAGAAGCAAGGCAGCCCAUGCGAGAACGUCUGCCACCUCUUUGCUGAGUUAGACCCUGAGCAACCGGCAUCGGCCAUUGUCAACUUCAUCACAAAGGUUAUGCUGGGGACUCACCGGAGAUGAAGGGACACUGCUGCGGAGCUCUCUGCAGGCAUCUUCUUCCUCCUCUCUACCUUGACCACUGAUCUGUGCUGCUCGUGUGAUGCGGGAAGAAGCUGUUAUUGGGCAGGUUGACAGGCCUAGGUGGAGCCACUGCUAGGGGGUUUUCUACUCCUCUGCCUCUCCCCCACCUACUGGCCAGCAAAAAGGGCUCUAGGGGGAGUGGAUGCCAAGGCUGCACUCACUUCACUGGACCCCAGGAGUCUGCAUUGCACUGCGUUUUCCUACCAGCAGACAAAGCACCAAUCGAUGACAACUUAGAAAAAGGACUGUACAGCUUUAAACAUUUGGCUGAUUUUUUCCAUAAGCUCAGACAAGGUUCUGCAGCACAACCAUAACUGAAGGCAUCUGGAAGCAAUGAAUAUGUGGAACUGUCUGCAUCCAUUAAGAGGCAGCAUCUUGUACCAUCCUGGUAGACGAAGAGGUUAGAAUUUCUCUGAGCAGGCCCAAGGGUAGCCUAAGGGCCAGCUUGCAAGCACCAUGCUGGCUGGGGAAAUCUGGUUCUUGCUUCUUUGCUGCAAAGCAACAGAAAGGAGGCAGGGUGCUGUUUGCAGGGUCAAAGCCCCAGCAAAGUGAGAAAAGUACCUGGGAUAUGUCUGCCAGGGUUGGGGUUGGGGUUGGGGUUGGGGAGACUAGUGGGCAGGUGAAGGGCUUAAGCUCUCCCCCUACUUGCUGUUUCCCCCACUCCUGCAGCCCCCUUGCAUAUGGGCAUGUGUGCCAUUUUGCAGCACAGAACCAGCAGCCAGAGGUCCCAGCCCCAUGUCUGCUUCUGAUCAUGCAGAUCAGUCCAGCCUGGCUAUAAAUACCCUUCAGGCUUAUCAAGUACUAACCUUGUCUUCCAUUAGUGAAGAAAGGUACUCAACAUGGUAAGAUAAGUGAUCCAUUUUGGAAGUUUUGAGCUUGAUGGACAGCAGUCAGUUCUACUGUUAGCUUUCUGGAUGUGUUGAAGUAGAUCAGAAAGUAUUUGUGACUCCAAGUUUGACAACCAGAAAAUAACACCCCUCCCAGUGUUACAUUACUGAAACAAAGGAGAUGGGCAGGGGGCUACCUGGAGUGUUAUUUGUGUGUGUGUGUGUGUCUGAAAGACAGUGACAGUGGUUAGAGGAUGUCAGGGUUUCAGUAAAAAAUGGAAGUAGAUCUCAUAAGCCUGAAGCCUGUCCGCCCUGUUUAAAACACUCAAGCUAUGGCUGCAAAGCUGGUCUUGGGUGUUUUAGAAUUCUUAUCUUUUAAAAUGCCACAUCCCUUCCUUUCAUCCUUUGCUGUACUGUACCAACAUAUUUUAUCAGCCUGGCAGUCUUUCUCACCAUUGGCUCUGAAGCUUGGGUGUGGGUUUCAGUUAUUUUCCCACUACCCUUUGCCAUUUAGAAUGAAGGCCUUGCUUUCUGGAUAGGAUUAUAAGGCAACCCUUCAACUUAAUCCAGUCUACAUAUUGAAUAGAAUUGAGCAGCACAAGAGGGUCUCACAUCUCUUACAUACAGAGUUUAAGCUAUCGGACCCCCAAUUCCCAUCAGCCUCAGCCAUUACAGCCAAGGGGCAGGGAUAAUGAGAGCCGUAGUCCAGAGAUAUCUGGGGGCUCAUGGGAUCCCUGCUCCUGAUGUAAACAGCAUCCAAAAUGGAAAGAACCCAGACUGCAGUAGGGGAACAUGGGAUGGGAGGGUCACCAUUUUAGGCCAUCAGCGGGAGAAAGAUUUGUAAUGCAAAUCAACACUGACCAAUGCCGGCUUUGCAUUCACAUUGCAGCAAGAGUCAUGCGUGAAAAUGCACUGAUUGUGUAAAGGAGAUGCAUAGUCCAUAACGUCUCUGGCGAGUUACCUUUCUCCUAGUUCUAUAAUGGAGCAGCAUUUAUGGCAUUAGUAUGUGAUAGAGGGGUCAAGUGGGAAGCAUUGGGAAGCUGCUGUAUUGCCUGAGUAAGGAUGCUUGGUCUUCAAGUUACCAGGUUACCUUGUGGCAGGAGCCGAGAGUGGCAGCAGCAAUGUGUGCUGAAAGGACCAGAGCACAGAGAAUGGGACCAACUGCUCUCAUAUUCUGAUUAAAAUUAAAGGCAGCAGUAACCUGGGGGUUAGCAGAGUGAAGAACCAGGUUUUCUGAAUUCUGCUCCUAGCUCAGGAGUGCAGUGAGACGGAGUACAUGGAUUACGGCUGGAUCAUCUGGACCUGUCUCUGUGGGCGCUUCUGGACAGAGGCUUGGUAUUGCAAAUAGGUAAUUUGGGUAUUACAAACAGCCAACAGGUGUGUUUUUUUAAUCAGAUUUUUUGCAAAAGGGGAAGAAAUGGAUUGAAGCGGGGGGGGGACUACUAUUUUGUUGCAGCUGCUGCAGAACCUGUGCAUGUAUGGGCAACACUGAUCCCAUGUAAGAACCUGUCAGGAAGCACCUUUUGAGCUCAGUUUCCAGUUCUCUCCAGGGCACAGAUGUAAAGUGCUGUGCAAGGGAGACAAGGCAGUUUUUCCCAGUGAAGCAAUGAAGAGAAAAUUGGAGUGGCCAUUUAUGGACCAAUCAGUUGAUAUCUUUGAAGUUGUAUGUGGUUGCUUUCAGAUGACCUGUUUAUUAAGUCGUUGUUUGCAUGUUUGCAAACAUUGGCUGUUUUACUGAGCAUUUCUUUGUGGCGAGUUUGCGUGAUACCGCAACAAAGAACUGUUACUCUACCCUUCCCUAUUUUCUCAUGACUUACCUUAGUACGAAAAGUCUGGGGUGUUUUGUUGUUGGCUUGUUGUGCAAGAGCACAAAAAGCCACUUUAAUCAAGCAACCUUAAUUUGCCAGUAUGCAACUGAAUCCCACCUGAAAGUAUUGGCAGUCUGCAAGUGCUGUAUGUUUUUGAACACAAGAUUCUCUUGUACCUUUUUCCAGCACUGAAAUACCAUGACAGGAGAACACGCAUCUGCUGAAAUGCUGCUUUCAGUGCAUCUCCCAGAGGCUCAAAGCCCUGUGAGACAACUCAUCCUUUUGACCACCGUUAAUCGUUUGAACAAUUGCUGCCAUUUUGAUUUCUAGGCUGCUUCUUAGGUGCAAUCCACUAAGCCCUGCUGCUGCUCACUGGUGGGUGCCAUAUGUAAACAAGUAGAAAAAGAGCAACAGCUGAGCUUGGUAGAGUGUGUGUGUGUGUGUGUGCUUUUUUACGCAACAAAGCAAAGAAGCCACCAAUAUUAUUAAAAACAACACA